UCAAUCAAAUUGUGCCGAAUCGUGUCGAAUUUGCGGAAAUUUUCCAUCGUAUUGGUAUAGUAUACCUAAAAUUUAUGUUAAUCGACACUAUAACCAAUACGAUGCUAAUUUCUGCAAGUUCGACACAAGUUCAGCACAAUUGCCGUAAUAAGUGUUAUAAAUAAUGGACUUUAUUGCUAUAUUAUUGCUGAUGGAAGAAGAACGAAAUAGAAAUAGACGUCGAAAAAACAAUUUAAAUAUAAUAAGGAGAAAUUUAAGAAAUUCGUUUGAUAUUCGGGAUAACACAUUUCUCAAAUUAUAUGUAUUAUCUAAAGUAGCAACUAUACAAUUGAAGAAUUAACAAAUUUUAUGUCAGUUCCGCAAAGAAGAACAGCAAUUCCUCAACAUUUACAACAUCUGUUCCUAUCAAGAAAGAAAGAAACGUAGGACAGGAUUUUCUAUCAUGCAUGAGUCAACUUCCAUCUCCGUUUCUAUUCAUAUAACUGUAUUAAAUGUUAUGGGACAUUGGAUUCAAUUUCCAACAACAGAUAGAAGGAAACAAUAAAUUAAACAAGGUACACAGAUUUUUUGAAAAUACUAGAUUUCCAGGAGUAAUUGGCGCUGUAGACAGGACUCACAUUGCAAUCUUUUCACCACAAACUGAACGAGAACACCUUUUCAUUAAUAGGAAACAAUAUCAUUCAUUGAAUGUGAUGAUUGUUUAUUCCUAUAAUAACAAAAUAUUAGCAGUAAAUGCAAUGCAUGGUGAAAGAACGCAUGACGCCAUAGUUUUUCAUUCUUCGUGUUUGUUCCAUUAUUUGAAAGACAACAGGAAGCAGAAAGAAGUACAGGUAUUUAGAAAGGCCGAUAACGAUGCUUGCAAAAAGAGAGGGCAUUGCAUUAUCAAUCGGAAUUCGCAACUCAUAUUGUAAAUGCAUAUUGCGUUCUACACAAUAUUGCUAUAAAAUGGAGAAUUCCAGAAAAUGAAAUUUAUUUAACUGAGAUAGAUGAACAAAUACCAAUACAAUAUAAUGACAUUGACAUAAAUAAUUGGAAAAGAUGACGGGCAGUAGGAGUCAAGC
Trachymyrmex septentrionalis is the source of this 1061-nucleotide messenger RNA. RefSeq lists its product as uncharacterized. The record is from RefSeq and is a predicted model, not a curated record. NCBI's taxonomy places the organism in Eukaryota, Metazoa, Arthropoda, Insecta, Hymenoptera, Formicidae. The coding region runs from base 492 to 911 and encodes 139 amino acids. The transcript is spliced from 7 exons.